AUGACUAGAUUGCAGCACUGUCUUGGUAGCUUCAUUGUUCAACAGUCGCACUUGCGUCUAGAAGACAUGCUUCCUGUAGCACGAAAUCGGCUGGACCGCGGAUAUCAGCAUCGCCGCGUUAGAAAGUCACCUCGGUCUGCAGUUCAAGCUGUCAGUGAUGUGCCCGAAUAUGAACCAGCUUCACGGCCAGUAAGCAGACGCGACCGUCUUAGCUGGCUUUCAACCCAUAGCUGCGGAAAAGUAACGCAGACGACACAAGGCAUCUGGCCUCGUCAUGUCAGUCAACCUGCAAUCGCUAAAGUAUCGCAAUCACCUAGGCCCAUGAGGUCAUCGCCUUCGCCACGGGACUCGAAUGAGUUAACUUGUGAGCUUCAGCAAAAUACUCAUCAGGAGGAAUUUGGUCUAACCUCCCGUCCAGAUAGGCUGAGCGAGCCUGAAUAUGAGACAGAUGAAUUGGAUCUAAGAUUAGUCGCUUGUCUACAACUAGACCGACUUUGGCGAUCGAUUCGUAAGUACGGAGCUUGCACUUUCAGAAUUUAA
Messenger RNA from Protopolystoma xenopodis, 540 nucleotides. NCBI's taxonomy places the organism in Eukaryota, Metazoa, Platyhelminthes, Monogenea, Polystomatidea, Polystomatidae. The record is from the annotation of a GenBank genome assembly.